Linum trigynum is the source of this 961-nucleotide messenger RNA. NCBI's taxonomy places the organism in Eukaryota, Viridiplantae, Streptophyta, Magnoliopsida, Malpighiales, Linaceae. The record is from the annotation of a GenBank genome assembly.
CUAUAUAGACACGUGGCCCACGCUUCGCCUCUUGCAGCUUCCCCGCCGGCCGCCGCUCGCCUGGGAAAAUGAACUCUCUGUUUCUUCUCUGCAUCACAAAUUUCGUUUCGAUUCGGUUUUCUGUCAGAUAAUUGGAAGCGGUAAAGGCCAAAGGGAGGAGGAUGACCAGCGUCGGAAGGAUGAGGUUCCUCCGGUCAGUUUCCGGCAGGUUCGAGUCCAAGUUCAGAAUUACUUUCAUCUGCAUUUUACACUCGUCCUCUGUUUCAGGGACAAUGGCGGCAGAGGCUACCCUCGGGAAUUCCUGGAGGGAAGGCAAAUGUGCGGAAAGACUUCACCUUUACAAGACUGAUCUAGUUUCUCUAGAACACGAAUUUUUCAUUAUCCAUCCACAGGGCGCUCUGCAAUUCUGGAUGCAAUUGAAUGAAUCGUUUAUCAACAAUCACGAGUAAGAGAUCAGGAAAUCGAUCUAAAACCCGAAAAUCAUCUUCCACAACCAGAUAUCCUUUGCAAAGACCCGUGAGAAGAGCACGGGAAGCAGUGCUAGAGUUAGGCAAACAGUUCAAUACUUCAAUGUCCAUCCUGAAGCUUUCUCUAUUGGCCAGGCGGUGAACCACCGGAUGCCGGAAGGUGCCAAGUCGAAUUCCUCCCUGAGCCGCCUCCCCAUAUCCCGCAUGUGCGCGGCUCCAUAGAGUAUGGCGAUCUUGUUGUUGCUGCAUCCCUUCUCAUCCAUUGCUUUCCAUGUAUGUUGUACUUUGAAUAUUUCUUUGCAAGUUCAGCACAUACACAAAUUCUCAGCCAAGUUCCGAAUUCCAUCCCGAUCCUUUGCCAACUCCAUAAGCACCUUGAUCCUUAAAAAGAAACAAAACUAGGCUUCUGUCCCAUCUCCACCAUUUCCAAGAAACAAUUCUCGGCUUCCGCCAAGUUCCCCAUAUCACAAAGCAAAUCAAACAACACAUCAGCU